ACACCCUCCUUGCUCAAAAAGAAAACCAAGUGACACUGAAAAUAUUGAGAAUGGCUGUUCAUAAAGUUAGUUACCUUGCUCUCCUCCUAUCAUUUGGAAUAAUUCUGCUUGUGAGGAAUGUCAAACAUGCUGAUGCGGAGGCUUACUCUAAAAAAUGUGAUCAAAAUCUUUACUAUGAGAUCUGCCCAGGAAUAAUUCGUCCAACAUGCAUUAACUGUUGUGAAGGGAAAUUGGGUUGCCAAUAUUAUAAUGGUAGUGGAGAUCUUGUUUGUUAUGGAUUUAAAAAAAACGAGGGCAAAGUAGAGGAUAAUCCGUUAGAAGGUUGUAUUUAUAGUGGUGAAGAUGGAACUUUCGUUUGCGAUGUGGAAGAUGAUAAAACCUCCAAGUUGCAGCCUUUUGAUGCAAAGAAACCAUCGGUUUUGAGCACUUCAUAA
Messenger RNA from Lycium barbarum (goji berry), 434 nucleotides. RefSeq names its product proteinase inhibitor type-2 CEVI57-like. Bases 51 to 434 code for a protein of 127 amino acids. The record is from RefSeq and is a predicted model, not a curated record. Lineage: Eukaryota; Viridiplantae; Streptophyta; Magnoliopsida; Solanales; Solanaceae. The transcript is spliced from 3 exons. Gene Ontology annotation, molecular function: serine-type endopeptidase inhibitor activity.